Molecule: messenger RNA, 3586 nt
Organism: Erythranthe guttata (spotted monkey flower)
Lineage: Eukaryota; Viridiplantae; Streptophyta; Magnoliopsida; Lamiales; Phrymaceae
Product: putative late blight resistance protein homolog R1A-10
Biological process (GO): defense response to other organism
Molecular function (GO): ADP binding
Source: RefSeq, a predicted model, not a curated record
CAUUUGAGGUUGCCGACAAACCCAGUGAAUGAAUAUUGACUUGCAGUAAUAAAGAUCAAGUGGUGGUGAAUGCACACACAUAAGAGCCACAUAUCCCACAAUUUUGGUCUUCAACUCUUCUUCUUGCUACACAGUUUUUAGCUGUUAGUGUAUGAAAUUCAAGUCUGAUGAAGCAAAAAUUUAGUAUUGGUCGGAGAUAAAGAAUUAUCCAGAGAGAGAUGGCUGCAGCUUAUGCAGCUUUAGUUUCUCUCACUCACACUCUUGAUCAGAUCCUCCUCCACCCACCUCCCACCCUUCAUAUCAUUUUUGAUAGAAAAAAUAUUGAAACUCUACAACAAAAGGCCGACUUGUUGAUCGAUUUUCUCGAGACAAUCAAGUAACUACGGCGGCGGCGACAAAGAAAUCGAACAUUUGGAGACGAGAAUCAGGGUGGCAGCUGAUGGAGCAGAGUACACCAUUGAAUUCAAUAUAAUCAACCAAAUUCUUGCAGAUGGAUGUGCAGUUGACAGACUAGAACCCGAACCCUCCGAUUUCUUGUCUGAAGGUGUACGGACCGAAAUACAAGAGUUACAUUCCAUCCAUAAACAAUUGGUGAAAAUGAUCAAGAAAGAUGUACAACCUCAAAACUCGUUAAGUAGAGGAGCUAGUAGUACAUCAUCAAAGCCUCUUCCGAGUAGUAAAGGCACCAUGGUCGGAUUCCAGAAGCACUUGAUCCAAAUGAUGACUACGCUCACCGCAAAUGAAUCUAAUCUUCGAAUCAUCUCUGUUGUUGGGAUGGGAGGCAUAGGUAAGACUACCCUUGCAACUAAUGUUUUCAACAAACCUCUUGUUUUGGAACACUUUCAUCUUCGUGCUUGGGUUACGAUAUCGAAAGAGUGUAAUAAGAAAGAGAUACUUCUUGGCCUCUUACUCCAGAUUAGUAAUGGGUAUGGAAAUGUGAAGGAGAUGAAUGAUGAAGAAGAAACACUAGGUGAUAAACUGUACAAAGAAUUAUUCGGGAGGAAAUAUUUAAUAGUAAUGGAUGACAUGUGGGAUAUUAAGGCGUGGGAGCUGGUAAAGAGGUUCCUUCCCGAUAAUAAUAAUGGAAGUCGAAUUAUGGUAACUACUAGGCUAUUGAAGUUGGCUGAAGAUUUUGGAUCUUGUAGUCCUUAUCAAUUGAAUUUUUUGGAUGAAGCACAGAGUUGGGAUCUACUUCGUGAAAAGGUGUUUGCAGAAGGACGUUGCCCCGUUGAAUUGGAGGUAAUUGGAAAAAGUAUUGCUAAAAAAUGCAGAGGACUUCCUUUGGCCCUUGUUGUCAUUGGUGGGCUUCUUGCAAAGUCCAAGACAAAAGAACAUUGGAAGUACGUCGAAGAAGAUGUAACUUCAGAAGUAAACAACGAAGAUGACGAGUUCUGCAUGAAGAUAUUAUGGUUGAGUUAUAUUCACUUGCCUAUAUAUAUCAAACCUUGUUACCUUUACUUUGCCGUGUUUCCUGAAGAUCAUAUCAUCAAAGUGUCCAGGCUGGUCAGGUUGUGGGUUGCAGAGGGAUUUAUACGGAAAUGUAGGCAUAAAAGCAUGGAAGAAACUGGAGAGGAGUACUUGGAGGAUCUUAUUCAUAGAAACCUCAUUUUGGUGAAUACGCGGUGGGUUACUGGAGAAGUGAGGACAUGCCGAAUUCAUGAUCUUUUAAGUGACCUAUGUAGGAGAGAAGCUCAAAAAGACAACUUCGUUCUCACCGCAAACCUCAAUAUCGUAACACAUACGAAGAUCACACCACGCCUCAGCAUUAAUAGUGGCAAAUGGAAACAAAAGAAUCUUACGCCGUAUAGACCACCGGUACCUACACGGUCUUUCGUAAGCUUCUCUAAAGGGGAUUCAACUGAUUACACUGCUCGUCGGUUUCCGUUACUACGGCUAUUCGAUGUGGUGGACGAAUAUCCCAAAGAUGAGAUUCUACAGUUAAUUAACUCGAGGUAUGUUUCUUGCAUGGGUUCGAUGUCGAUGCCAUCUUCUAUAUCCCAACUUUGGAGUUUACAAACAUUAGUUGUUUACGGAGAGUUGAUUCUGCCAAGUGAGAUAUGGCACAUGCCCCAACUUCGACAUGUUGAGGGCAGAUUUAUUGUUCUCUCUGAUCCUCUUCCAGAUAAUGUCCACAAAAUCAUACUUCUUGAGAAUUUACAAACACUUUCAAAAGUCAAAGAUUUCAAAUGUAGUGAAGCGGUAAUGAAAAAAAUCCCAAAUCUGAAGAAGUUGGAAAUUAUAUGUGGGACAAUAGGAUCUAAUCGUUUAAGCAAUCUUGGACUUCUCCACAAACUCGAACAACUUAACCUGGAAUUAAUUACCGGUACUCGUUGCGGUGGAGGAAUUGUCUUCCCAAGUUCGCUUAAAGAGUUGACCUUAACUGAAUGCAAGAUUCCUUGGGAACAUAUGUCCACUGUUGGUUCUUUGCCCAACCUUGAAGUUCUCUCGUUGCGGAGAAAUGCUGCCGUAGGCCAAAAGUGGAUUUCGAAAGAAGGGGAAUUCGCUCGACUCAAGUCCCUAUGGAUUCAUAAGUGUGAAUUGGAGAUAUGGGAAGCAGACGAUACACAUUUCCCGUGUCUUGAGAUUAUUCAUCUUGGGUACUUAAACCUCAAGGAGAUCCCUUCGGAUUUGGCCGCAAUAUUACCACUUCGAGGGAUUAACUUAGAUCACAACACCAACAAUUCCCUUUUGGCGUCUGCAAACAAAAUAUUAGAAGAACGAGAGAAUCUAGGCUACGAUGUUUUUCGAGUUCUAAAUUUUACAUUAGGACGGAUCAGAAUUUGGGUGAAGAGAGGUAUUGAUCUUGUUGUUGGUGGUGGUGGUGGUGGAGAUCCUUAUGCUGUUAUCACAAUGGCCGAUCAGGUUUUGAAGGCUCGUGUUGUGACAAAUGACGUUAAUCCUGAAUGGUAUGAGGAUUUGAUAAUAUAUCCUAGAUAUCAUGAUCAUCAAGUUUCUCUGACGGUGUAUGGCCACAACAAGUCGAGAAACGUGGAUGAAAAGAUGGGAGAAGCAGAGUUUGAUAUCGGACCGUUGAUAGAAGUCGCGAAGAUGAAUCCGAAUGGCCUUACAAAUGAUACAAUAAUCACAAGAAUACCACCUGCAAGCUCCAAUUGUCUGGCUGAAGAGAGUUUCAUUUUCUGGAAAGACGGCAAUGUAACGCAGGACAUGCGCCUGAGACUGAAAAAUAUUGAACGUGGCCAAGUUGAAAUUCAACUCCGGUGGCUUGACGAUUAGAUGUCGACAUUGCUCGUUUGCAUAGGCUCUGAUCAGUUGUAGUUGGUCAAGACAAGUAUUUUCCGUUCACACCAAAAAAGAAGAGAAAGACAGAGGCUUGACACCUACACGCAAAGAGUGUCUGCUCUGGGGGAAAAUCUUCCGUUCUUUACAGGAGUACAACUAGCUAUUGAAACCAUGGAGGAAAACGAUAAUCAUGCGACGAGUACAAUCCAACAUGGAAACAAAUUAUCAAUUGAGAUAAAAAAAAGGAUGUAUUCAUGAGGUCAAAACCACUUCAACACUAUCAUUUUCAAAUGUUCUCAAUUUCAAAUUUCAUACAACAUAUAUACACACAGCAGCAAUCAGACAG